AUUUGAUCUUCCAAAAAAAUCAAAAUUGGAUACUAUUUUUAUUUCAGUCCCCAGACUUUAUAUCCCAACCGAAUAAUGGCUUUGCUUCUGACUAGGAUUUAUUUAGGAGUAUGAUUGUGGGCUCUUUAUUUUACUUGUGACGUAGAACUUGUACUCACAUUUUGUUAGCUGUAAAAAUCUGAAAGCAGCAUAUCAGUUUGUGGCGUGACAUCGAGAUUGUAAUGGUGAAUGCAAUGGUUCCAUGGGGGAACCAUCAGUUAAUUCCACUUGGACCAUUAAGGGAACCUUUGACUGCACUUGCACGCGGAGAUAUAGUUGUAAUCCAUCAUGCGAACUUGGUCUCAGAAAAGGACGUUGAGGCCAUAGCAUCAGAAAUUCGAACAGUAAAAAAUUCUCUUCCUAUAUUCUUGAGCAGAUUGGCGCCUUUAUACUUUCUUAAAGCUCGCAACAUGUCUCACAAAUUGGCUUUGAUGGACAUCUGUAAUACACUUGUCUUAUGUGUCUCAGCAAUUGGAUCUGCUGAAUCUUUUGUUGAAACAAUAAAGAAGCUGGGGCCAACAUAUGUUGAUCGGCUAGACUUUAGUGACCACCAUUUAUUUGAAGCUAAGGAUAUUGACAUGAUCAGAAUGAGACUUUGGAAUCUUCAAUCAGACUUUGCUAUGAAGCCUAUUGUUGUUGUAACAGAAAAGGACUAUGAUAGAGCUCCCGAGGUUCUUACAUAUUUGGAUCCAUAUGAAGUGUUGGUUCUUUGCUCCAGCUUGCAAAUUCUACCUCAUAAAGGAAGCACAGAAGAAACAUUUAAGAAGUGUCUGUGGCAGCAUUUGGAAGUUAGCUGCAAGGUCUAAGAAUGGUCUUCUGGCACUAUUUUUGAAGGACAUAUAAGCUUCAAUUCUUAAUGCUCAGAGUAGGUAAGCUCGAUAAGUUGCAGUUGAGGUGACGUCUACACUGAGAGUGACAUUGAGGUAUGCAUUAAAUUCAUAAGAUUAAAGUUUAUUGUUGAACAAGCAGAGCUAUAGUACCAGUGAACGGAAGGAGGACGGAUGACAAAAGGAAAAAUAUGUUUUGAAGUAUGUGCAUGGUAGAACGAUUUGCCUCUUGCUACAAAGUAUUUCGAGCUAUAUUGAGAACAUUCAGCACAGACUGUUCUCCCAGGGUCAGAGUAUUUUUUCCUGCUGUGGGAAUGUGACUUUGUUAGUCGUCCAGGGAUGAUCUUGCUUUUACAGGCUGAGAGUUAAAAGGAAGGGAAAUUACCAGUUAUGUCCGUCCAUAAGCAAAUUAGUACAAAAAUUAGUCAAUUCAUAAAAUAUUAUUAAUAUUAGCUAAAUGCUACUAAUAUUAGCCAAUUAGCUAUUUGCAGCAAAAUAUGAUCAAAUUUUUGCUUUCUUUUGAGUAAGUGUUGUUGGAAUAUGUUGGGUACAUUUUGAGGAAUUUGAAUCUCGGUUUUGUGA
This is a messenger RNA of Nicotiana tabacum (common tobacco), 1448 nucleotides long. NCBI's taxonomy places the organism in Eukaryota, Viridiplantae, Streptophyta, Magnoliopsida, Solanales, Solanaceae. The record is from RefSeq and is a predicted model, not a curated record.